Molecule: messenger RNA, 652 nt
Organism: Salvia splendens (bonfire salvia)
Lineage: Eukaryota; Viridiplantae; Streptophyta; Magnoliopsida; Lamiales; Lamiaceae
Product: auxin-responsive protein SAUR71
Exons: 1
Coding region: 106-465 (119 amino acids)
Biological process (GO): response to auxin
Source: RefSeq, a predicted model, not a curated record
UUCAUCUUCCCGUCCAUUACUCUCUCUCACUAAACCUAAACACCUCUCUCUUUCGAUUUCGAUUUCGAUUUCGAUUUCAAUUUCAAUUUCGAGAUCUCAAUCGACAUGAAGAAGCUCAUCAGAAGAUUAUCCAAAGUCGGCGACUCGUCGCAGUACUGGCUGCUCAGAUCGCAAUCGAAAUCCGAGUCGCUGCGGAAGCGCUCCUCCUCCGUCGGCGUUCCGGAGGGGCACCUGCCGGUCUACGUCGGCGACGAGAUGGAGCGAUUCGUGGUGAGCGCGGAGCUGUUGAAUCACCCGAUCUUCGUGAUGCUGCUGAAUAAAUCGGAGCAGGAAUACGGUUACGAGCAGAAAGGCGUGCUGCGCAUCCCCUGCCACGUGUUCAUCUUCGAGCGCGUGCUCGAGGCGCUCCGCAUAGGCGUCACCGACGCGCAGGACCUUCUCAAUUCGCUCACCGAUCAGUUGUAGAGCUGUGCUAUAAUUUUUCCUUUUUCUCUCUGCCUUCUGGAUUGUACAGUAUAUAACUUUGUUGUGAGCAAAGUGGAAGCGGAGAGGCUUGGGUUUUGUUCAAUAGAAAGUUAUGACGGAAAAAUAGGAUUAAUUAAACGUAUUUUUCUUCAGCUCUGAUAUAAUAAUUUGUUUGAUUUCUCUGAAA